Molecule: messenger RNA, 854 nt
Organism: Ipomoea triloba (trilobed morning glory)
Lineage: Eukaryota; Viridiplantae; Streptophyta; Magnoliopsida; Solanales; Convolvulaceae
Product: ubiquitin-conjugating enzyme E2 variant 1D
Exons: 4
Coding region: 181-621 (146 amino acids)
Biological process (GO): protein K63-linked ubiquitination; DNA damage tolerance
Cellular component (GO): nucleus
Source: RefSeq, a predicted model, not a curated record
GUAGCGUUUUUAUUGAUUAGAUUCUGUGUCUCCGCCUCUGCGCCCUCCCACUCUCCCUGCUCCACCACCAUCUAUUAUCUCUCUCGCUUUCUCUUCUCUUCUCUCCUCGAUCAAAUCGGCUUCUCCGUCGCUGCAAGCAACGCCUCUCCGCCCUAAACCUCGACGCAGCACUGCUCAACCAUGACGCUUGGCUCAGCAGGAUCGAGUUGCGUGGUCCCUCGCAAUUUCAGAUUGUUGGAGGAACUUGAGCGUGGAGAAAAAGGUAUUGGAGAUGGGACAGUGAGCUAUGGUAUGGAUGAUGGAGAUGAUAUCUACAUGCGUUCUUGGACGGGCACCAUUAUUGGUCCCCACAAUUCUGUGCAUGAAGGUCGUAUAUACCAGUUGAAGUUGUUUUGCGACAAAGAUUACCCAGAGAAGCCACCCAGUGUUCGUUUCCAUUCUCGAAUCAACAUGACCUGUGUGAAUCAUGAAACAGGAGUGGUUGAACCGAAGAAGUUUGGUCUUCUAGCAAAUUGGCAGCGAGAGUAUACCAUGGAAGACAUUUUGACACAGCUGAAGAAGGAGAUGGGAUCUGCACACAACCGCAAGCUAGUCCAGCCACCUGAAGGCACGUAUUUCUAGUCUACAAGUCAUGGAACCGUACCGUGUAAAACUGUAAUUGUGUCAUGGCAGUGAAAGUUUUACGCAGAGGCUAACGUCCUCUGCUGAUCUAUCAUGCCUUCUCAAUCCCCACUUCUCUGCUUUCUAGUUUCUCCGAACAACGUUAUGGAACGCUGUUUCUUUAAAUGGGAUUUUGUGUGUGCCGAACAAGUUUUAAAUUAAAUAUGAAUCAUUUCGUCACCAUUUGUUUCCUU